AUGGCUCCUAGCUACUGGAUCUUCUGUGCCUGGUGUCUACCGCUGACCCUCGUCGUCACGGUGGUUGAGGCGCAGAUGGAUGGCUGCUCCAUCUCGUCCAAGAGAUGCGGCAACCUCAACAUCUCCUACCCAUUCGGGCUCUCUGACAUGGAGACGGGAAGAUCAUGUGCUUCCUUGGACUUUGAGGUCGAUUGCCUCAACAGUACUCCAGUUCUACGUGGACCGCGGUUUGCAAUCCUCACCAUGUCUUACGAGGAACGGAGUCUGCGCGUCGUCGAUCUAUACGAGCUGACCCAGUUGCGCGACUACAACAGCUGCCAUGUCCCAAGGUGGAACACCUCCGUGAAGCUGAGACCCCCAUUCAAGAUCAGCCCUGCCAACCUGAACCUCGUCUUCUACAACUGCACAAAAAAAGCAGCAGGAGUGGCGCGUCAGGAUGGGACGCUUGUGGAGACGAGAUGCGUCAAUAAGAGUGACGUGUUUGUCUCCGCGGGAGGGUUCUAUGAUGAGACGAGCGGCUACACCAGCUUCGAGGGGUGUGACUCUACCGUCAUCCCGGUGCUGGGCUCGUCAGGGAAGGCGAAUGCGAGGGACUACGAGCAGCUCGUCAGCGAUGGCUUCCUCUUGACUUGGGACCCCCCUCCGCCGUCUGCCACUGGUACUAGCAGUGGUAAGCUCACCCAGGUUGCAUUUUCAGCCGCUGCUGCAGCCUUGCUCUUUCCAUGUAUUUAUGUGCUGAUAUGGCAAAUAAAGUGGAAAAGAAUAUGGCUUCUCCUUCGCAAAAAGAAUAGCAGCAGCACUGAAAGGAAUUACGAGGCUAUGCUAGUAACUUAUGGAUCCCUAGCUCCAAAAAGAUACAUGUACUCAGAGGUAAUGAAGAUAACGUCUUCUCGCAGUGAUCAGCUCGGAAGAGGUGGUUAUGGUGUGGUUUUCAAAGGAAGACUACAUGAUGGCCGUCUGGUUGCUGUGAAAUUCUUGCAUGACUGCAAAGGAAAUGGGGACGAGUUUGUGAAUGAGGUUAUGAGCAUUGGCAGGACCUCUCAUGUAAAUGUUGUUAGCUUACAUGGGUUUUGUUUGGAGGGAUCAAAACGAGCGCUUAUAUAUGAGUACAUGCCCAACGGUUCCUUGGAUGAGUACAUUUACUCAGAGAACCCGAAAGAAAUUUUACGAUGGCAGAGGCUCUAUGUGAUAGCAAUCGGGGUUGCCCGUGGCCUAGAAUACUUGCACCAUAGCUGUAACACACGGAUUGUUCAUUUUGAUAUCAAACCACAAAAUAUCCUUCUAGACAAGGAUUUUAGUCCAAAGAUUGCUGAUUUUGGUCUAGCUAAACUGUGUCAUACAAAGGAGAGCAAGCUAUCAAUGAAUGGCGCUAGAGGAACAAUUGGAUUCAUCGCUCCAGAAGUUCACUCUCGAACCUUUGGAGUGGUUUCAACAAAGUCAGAUGUUUAUAGUUAUGGAAUGAUGUUGCUGGAGAUGGUUGGAGGCAGGAGAAAUGUAAAAUCAAUUGUUGAAAAAUCCAGCGAGAAGUACGUUCCUGAUUGGAUAUACGACCACUUAGCGCAAGAUGAGGGACUCCAAGCAUGUGCAGUCACAGACGAAAUUGAGGAAAUCGCGAGAAAGAUGAUCUUAAUUGGCUUGUGGUGCAUACAAGUAUUACCUGUGUAUCGCCCUACUAUAACAAAAGUUCUCGAAAUGUUUGAGCGAAGCUUAGAUGAUCUGGACAUGCCGCCAAAGCAGAACUUCGGUGAAUUACUGUAA
Molecule: messenger RNA, 1758 nt
Organism: Lolium rigidum
Lineage: Eukaryota; Viridiplantae; Streptophyta; Magnoliopsida; Poales; Poaceae
Product: LEAF RUST 10 DISEASE-RESISTANCE LOCUS RECEPTOR-LIKE PROTEIN KINASE-like 2.1
Exons: 4
Coding region: 1-1758 (585 amino acids)
Biological process (GO): protein phosphorylation
Molecular function (GO): polysaccharide binding; ATP binding; protein kinase activity
Source: RefSeq, a predicted model, not a curated record